This is a messenger RNA of Saccostrea echinata, 1150 nucleotides long. RefSeq lists its product as uncharacterized. The record is from RefSeq and is a predicted model, not a curated record. The coding region runs from base 26 to 1150 and encodes 374 amino acids. The transcript is spliced from 6 exons. NCBI's taxonomy places the organism in Eukaryota, Metazoa, Mollusca, Bivalvia, Ostreida, Ostreidae.
AGUAAAUAAAUUUUAUGAUAGGUCUAUGUAUGCUGUUGUGGAGUUCACAGAUGGCCUUGAAGUAGAUGUCAUCCCAUGUUCAUGGCUGACAGAGAACAAAAAAAAAGCUUAUUGGCCAAUGUGGAGGAAUUCGGAUAAAAUCCAUGCUGCAGUGAAGCGCUGCACAAUACCAGGGGCAGACUACAUGUGCCUUGAUGUUAGAGUGCUUUAUGAAUCUGACAACUUUGACAAAGCCAGGGGAAAACUAUCAAAUGCAGUAUUGACAUCAAGUUUAGAAACAACUGACAUAGAUGAUGCAAUCAGAGAAGAAAAGGUCCAGAAAAGAAAAAAAAGGCCUAAUCCAAAGUAUAAUGAUUUAUCAUCAACGGAGAGUGAGGGGGAAGAUAUUCCAGCUCCACCAUUAAGAAGAUCCCCACGAAAAAAGGCAAACUCUUUCCCAGAAUUACCACCUCUCCCUGUAUUACCCCCAUUACCAUCACCAUUACCACAACGUAAGGAACCAACGUUGACAGAACCAUCAAAGCAGCCCUCUGGAAUAAGAUCCCCUCACCUGUCUUCACCUGCCUCCCCCACACUUAUUCAGAAAGCACAGCCAAGAGUAACAGCAACUGAAAUCAAGAUCAUAUCCAUCUUAGAAGAAAUUAAAGGACAGGUUCGAUUUAACACAAAACUUUUGCAAAACAUCCAAACAAAAGUUGAUGUCCCUUUCCCAGUGGGAGGAAAUGAGCCAGAAUUAGACCUUGGCAUAGAUUUUCCUCUGAAAAACCUCGAGGACCUGGACAGCUUAGAGGAGAAGUUGGAAAAUGUGGAUAUUGUCAAAGCAUUGCUGUCAAAUCUUUGCUCCAUCGGAGGUGACUCACUCCAGUCCAAUGUAAGGAGACUCCUAUCCUUUCUUCUAAAGAAUGAACUGGCUCUGCAACUUAAUUGGAAAGGGAAAGGGAAAAAAAGAGGAUUUUCGACUCUGAAGUUGAAGAAUGUUGUGCUGAAGGCUGUCAGGAAGAACAGAUUUUGUGCUCAGGCAACAGAUGAUGACAUCGAAAAGCUUAUCAAAGACUGGCUGAGAUAUGCUGCAGAUCGUGAUGGGGGAAGAAAGAAGAGAGAAGAAAAAAAGAGGAACAAUGCCAGGGAGGCCGAGGGAGAAACAGAAUAA